AUGAAAUCAUGGGCAGUGUUAUUGGGCAAAGGGACUGGUUCAUAUUUGCUAGUUACUGCAGUAUCUAGACGUAUAUCUACUGGAUGCAGUAAUUUGUGGUCUAAAUACAAUUCAAAAGUGUUUCGUGAACCAGUUGUUAGUUUGGAGCAGUUAUACCAACCGCUUGAUCCAAAAGAUGAUCGUCGAUAUUGCUAUUUGAAGGCAAUGACUAGUGCUCAAACACCAGUUUUUUAUAGGAAUGCAAUCAUUGAUAGGCUAAUCAAUGUGUGUAUGUUACGAGGAAUGAAAGAAAAGAUGCGGACAAUAAUUUUGGAAGCAUUGGAAAUUGUAAAAAGACGUCAGCAUAGGUUGUGGAUGAAUACGAGUGCAGAAGAUCGGAGUAAAAUAGAACUUGAUCCGACGGUGAUUACUGAAAUAGCUAUCAAGAAUUGUUCUCCUGUUAUGAUUCUACGCCCAUUCAUUCGAGGAUACUUUGCAUAUUCUUUAGGUGGGCAAACUUAUAUGGUGCCGUGUCCGCUGUCACAGCAUCACGCAGAGUUUCGAGCAAUGAAAACAAUGCGAGAUAUUUGUCGUCAAAAAACUUUUCAUGGUGCGACUCAUUUUGAAUUCAUACUGGCAGACGAGUUGCUUGCUGCAUACAGAAACGAAGGUUUAACAGUUCAGGCAAAGCAAGAGUUACAUAAACAUUGUGAAGCUAAUCGAGCUUAUGUUCAUUAUAGAAGACAAUAA
Thelazia callipaeda (thelaziosis nematode) is the source of this 729-nucleotide messenger RNA. The record is from the annotation of a GenBank genome assembly. NCBI's taxonomy places the organism in Eukaryota, Metazoa, Nematoda, Chromadorea, Rhabditida, Thelaziidae.